This is a messenger RNA of Dipodomys spectabilis (banner-tailed kangaroo rat), 1145 nucleotides long. It is a transcript of the gene C2cd4d, whose product is annotated as C2 calcium dependent domain containing 4D. The transcript has a single exon. The record is from RefSeq and is a predicted model, not a curated record. NCBI's taxonomy places the organism in Eukaryota, Metazoa, Chordata, Mammalia, Rodentia, Heteromyidae. Bases 110 to 1141 code for a protein of 343 amino acids.
AUCCUCUUCUCUCUCAACCCAGCUCCGUCCACCUCUCCCAACUGAGCUGCUGGAUUUGGACUCUCUCGGCCCUACGGAUCUCCAGGUUUCCUUACUCCCUCCCCACUGCAUGUGGCUCUUGGAAAAAGCUGGCUACGGGGUGGGGACCGCGGAGCCCGGAGCCCGGUGGGCCCCCUCCAGGCUCUUCCCUAGGCGCCGCGCCCCGGCCCCGCCGACGCGCGCCUGCCCCAACGUCCUCACCCCGGAUCGCAUCCCGCAGUUCUUCAUCCCGCCUCGGCUCCCCGAUCCCGGCGGCGCCGCGUCCCCGGCCGGGCGCGACGCGGGAGGGCGCAGCCUCCUGGCCGCCUGCUCUCUGCCGCACCUGGCGGGCCGCGAAGGCUGGGCCUUCCUGCCCGAGAGCCCGCACACGCGCCGGCGCGAGUCCCUGUUCCACUCGCCGCCGCUGGGCCUGGCCGCGGGGCUCCCGCCUGCGCACUCGCGGCUGCACGUCUCCGCCCCGGACCUGCGCCUCUGCCGGGCCCCCGACAGCGACACCGCCUCGUCGCCCGACCCGUCGCCCUUAGGUUCCCCGGGGCCGCCCAGGCCGCGCUUCCUGGCCCCAGAGGCGGCCGGCUCCAGGGACCCGAGCCCCCGCGCGCCGCGCCGCGCCGCGCCGCCCCUCUUCCACCUGGACUUCCUCUGCUGCCAGCUGCGGCCCACCAAGGAGAGCGUGCUGCGCCUCGGGCCCCGCGGCGGGCAGCUCCGGCUCUCCGCCGCCUACCACGCGGGACCCGGGCGGCUGCGGCUGCGCCUGGUGAGCGCCGAGGAUCUGCCCCGGCCUCGGCCCGGGCCCGGGAGCGGCGGCGGCGGCUGCUGCGUGGUGCUGCGGCUGCAGCCCCGCGUCCGACCGCAGGCCCAGCGCAGCCGCGUGGUCAAGGGCAGCGCCAACCCCAUCUUCAAUGAGGACUUCUUCUUCGACGGGCUCCGCCCGCCAGACCUGGCGGCCCGCAGUCUGAGGGCAAAGGUGCUGGACAGGGGCGCAGGGCUGCGCCGGGAUGUGGUGCUGGGGGAGUGCGAGACGCCGCUUAUUGCCCUGCUGCCCCCCUUGGGAGGGGGUCUAGGCCCAGGGUCCUCCCUGGCACCUGCCCAUCUCAGCCUGUAAACGG